Messenger RNA from Magnusiomyces paraingens, 891 nucleotides. RefSeq lists its product as uncharacterized. Bases 1 to 891 code for a protein of 296 amino acids. The transcript has a single exon. The record is from RefSeq and is a predicted model, not a curated record. Lineage: Eukaryota; Fungi; Ascomycota; Dipodascomycetes; Dipodascales; Dipodascaceae.
AUGCAAAAACUAGUUUCAACGUCAAUAUUAUCUGCAUUAACUAUUACACGAGUCAUGCAGACAACCAUUAUCAUACCAGUAUUUGGGUUGAGCAUGUUUCUGAUUUUGGGGAAAGCAUGCAACAGAAUGCCCAGCAACUCAAAAUAUCGGUAUCGCAUUCCUGAAAAAUGUUCAAUUGUUGAAUCCAAAUCGAAUACCCCACGUCCCACAGACAUUGUUGUUGUCCUAAUUUCUGGAUUGUUGCUGAUAUGGGUGUGUGUUGUUUGGACCUUGCACGUUAUUGUAGGUCGGAUAGAAUCAACACGACAAGUCGAAGAUUCUUCUGAGAAUGAAGAAGAAAUACCAUUGGCACAAUUACGAAGCCGAUCAGAAGAAGAGGAUUAUCAUCAGCAGCAGCAGCAUCUUCUACAGCAACAACAAGGUAAUUUGGAACCAGCAAACCCACCUCUAACUCCGAUUCACUCACCGUCGGCCGCAUUGGUGUCUGGGAAUUCUGAAUCAGCAAAUGCCGUUAGCGUUACCCCCACUACGACAAAUAGUGAGACAAUAAUGACUGCUCCACGGAAUAGUAUUAUGAUAGAAGUGGAUGUAAGGCAAUAUACCCAGCGCAUAGAAGUGUUUAUCUGGACCUGGAUCCAUAGAGGAGAUCUUUUAGCCUCUGCUUUGUCGGUUGCCGUAUGCAGCAUAACUUCUGCGGACUUGAUGGAGGCUGGAGAAUAUGGCAAGCUUUCUGGUUCGCAUGGUAAACGACUAGCGGUUGGUGUUCUUACGAUGGUUCUUGGGUUUUUGUUUUUGGCUUCAUGGACGGUUAUUGCAGUUCCAGUAAAGAGUUAUGUGAAACGGAACGAACGUGCAGCUGUGGCUCGUCAGAAUCGACUUGAAAGAUCAUGA